Peniophora sp. CBMAI 1063 is the source of this 2694-nucleotide messenger RNA. The record is from the annotation of a GenBank genome assembly. NCBI's taxonomy places the organism in Eukaryota, Fungi, Basidiomycota, Agaricomycetes, Russulales, Peniophoraceae.
AUGCACUCAUCAUCUGAGAGCUCGGAUCUCCACUCGCCCGGCGCGUACGACGCGCACUCGCUGCAGCAGCAACAACAACAGCAGCAGCAGUAUAAUGCGCCGGCCCAACAUACGCAGCAGUCGCAUCUUGCUUCAGAUAACAACAGCGCCGCGUACCUUCACGCACGGCGGCCACUCUACAACGACACUCGGCUAUCUACGCUCGAGCGCUACCCUCCUCUGGAUGCUACUGAGGCUUUACGCCCUCAAAGUGGUCAUCGAUCCUCUCAUUCGAGCAUGGGCUCCGCACAUUAUGACUCUCCUCCGUACUAUUACUCCGAUACCCCGGCUACGACUUCUAGUCUGCAGCAACCACACUCUGCCGAUCUAUACGAUUACUCGCAUGGGCAGCAGCCUAUGCACCCAUCUCAAUCUCAGCCUCCCAGCCUCUCUUCGCUUUCGACCUCUGCAAAUUUCGACUUCUCGUCAUCCAUGCGCUAUCCCCAGCUCCUUCCGCCACCCUCGGGCGUGCAGAGUCGUCACCGACCUUACGGCGCCCAGCAACAAGCCUCCGCUCUCCCGCCGAUGCCGCCUCCGCUUGCCGCCGGCGGGCCGGACUCCCCGCCACAGCUCAGAUCUGUCUCCUUGGGCAAGCAGCAAGGCUCGUCGCCACUGGGAGGAGACGAUUCGCGCGGCUCCGACGCUAUAUCCCCGAUUUCUCCCGUUUCCCCUUCACGACCCUCGGGGUCAGGCUCGCAGCGCGCGACUGGCCGCGGAUCGCGCAAGGAGAUCUCGAACAUCGUCAUCGCUUGUCGUCAAUGUCGUGCGCGAAAAAUCAAGUGCGAUUCAACGCGGCCCGAAUGCAACAACUGCCUCCGGCGCAACAAUCCGUGCGAGUACGACGCCCAGCCCAAGCGGCGCGGCCCCGACAAGCGCCCGGGCACACGACAGCGGUCGUGCAGGAAGCGUAUGCAGCCUCCACCUGACGCCAACGACACCGAGGCCUCGUCGGCUGUGCCACCCCCGCCGAAGAAGAGGCGCAGAACAGAAUCCGAGGUCAAGGCUAAAGUCGAAGAGGCUGAGCAAGACCUCGAUCUCCACACCCCCCAGCUGUCACUACCUUUGCCAUCUCUUUCGUUACCGCCUUCAUAUCGCCCCGGGGCCAACACGAACGAUCUGUACCUUCAGAGGAGGCCCCAGCACCCCCCGUUGGCUCCUCAGGCUCCGAUGGAUACCACCAACCCAGCUUUCGUCCCCUUUAUUGAUGCGCCUCAGAAUGCUCGUCCAACUAUACCCCUCACCACACACGAAGUGUGGUGGUUAGAGCUGCUCGACACCUAUGAUAGCAAACCUGAGCUUGCCAUUGAAGCUAUUGCCUCCGACUUGAAUACCCUCGUUCGAUCCUCCAGCUAUUGGUUAUCGUUUCUGGACCCUUCUGCUGUUCUCCGUAAUCCCCACCGUCCCUUAGUUCUUUCCGCGUGCGCCCUUGCUACCCUCGUCAUGAGUUCGGAGUCAGAGCGUGGUCAGGAUGGGCGGGACAAGGCCCUGCUCCUUCGUGACCAGGCGCAAAGUGCCCUUGAAGCCGCUCGUGACGCUAGGCAAAUCGAUCUUCAAUUGGCUGAGGCCGCUAUGUGCCUGGCUCUAUUCGAGAUGUCAGCUCAUCCUCUCCACCUUCCGUAUCGCGCAGAGCAGGCUGUUCAGACGCUCGAUACUCUUUUGGCCGCCCUUCGACUCCCCGCUCUUGACGCCGCACACCCUGACCGCUCUCUACGCACUGACACUGGAAUUCCCAUCAUCGCUCGCCCGCCUGGCUAUUCGUAUCCGCAAACUUGUUCCUGUACACCUAAGACCGAGACCGCUGUCGAUCUUGACGGCUUUCCCGCUGAAGCUCCCUGUGCACCACCACAUGACGACAACGAUGAGGCGCGCAGGCUGGUUUGGGUGGCCUUGAUGCUCGCCACUCACCAUAGCGUUGGCUGUGCUCUCAGCGAUCGCGAGCCCCUCGAAUUACGACUCUUCGAGGUCGAGCGUUUUCAGCUGCUGUUACCCGCUGAGCGCGUUGCCGGGGCGGAUAACGUUGCUGCACUUUAUUGCCGCGCGAUGUUGCUCUGGAACAGCACUAUGAUCCUGCGGAGUGCUGGUUCCGAGCUUGUACAACGCGCGGUGAUCAUGAUGCAGGAGACGCACGAGCUCGAGGACCUGCUCGACGCGCACCAAUGCGACGGCAAGCACGCGUUGUUACUUUACAUGGCGAAGGAGCUCGUCGCGAACAUACGCCUGGCGACCACGAUGUUCACGCGAAGGAUCACCGCGGACGUCACGCCCGUUCAGCCGGCUUUGGACUCCCAGUUGGCCGAAGACUGGCUCUACUAUCAAGAACAAGUGGCUGCGCGUGUUGCUGCCUCGUUACCUCAAGCGGGCACGUCGCCGGGCCAUCUUUUCCGCCGCCGGCCCUUCCUCACACAGUGGUUUUUGGCGCACGCUACGACAUGCAUGGACCUCUGGCAGCGCGAUGCUUUCCUCCUUCGUGCGCUAGAACUCGCCAAGACGCUCAUCGCGGCGCUAGACGUGCUCAACACGCUCUGGCCGUGCGUCGAGUUCAAGCAUCAGGCGUCCGCGCUCCGUGGGCGCCUAGUUGACGCGUGUCGCCGUUCGGGCAUCAUGCCGCCCUCGCCUCAGCCUCCAGAGCUCUCGACACAGAUAGCAGGUCUUUGA